Pteronotus mesoamericanus is the source of this 1037-nucleotide messenger RNA. It is a transcript of the gene INSL6, whose product is annotated as insulin like 6. Gene Ontology annotation, molecular function: hormone activity. The record is from RefSeq and is a predicted model, not a curated record. The coding region runs from base 116 to 757 and encodes 213 amino acids. Gene Ontology annotation, cellular component: extracellular region. The transcript has 2 exons. NCBI's taxonomy places the organism in Eukaryota, Metazoa, Chordata, Mammalia, Chiroptera, Mormoopidae.
UGCGCUUGGAAGACCGACGGGUGUGCGGGCGGCGCGGGUCGGCGCCGGCGCGAGCGCCACCGCGGGGGCGUGCGGCCGUUAGCGAGCGCGGCAGACCGGGCUUGGGGGCUCAGGGAUGCCGCGGCUCCUUUGCUUCGGUCUGUUGGGGCUCUGGCUCCUUCCGCUUCGGCUCUCUGAUGAGCAAAGCUCCGGAAGCAGAGCCAGGAAGCUGUGCGGGAGGCACCUGCUGGAAAGAAUAGUAAAGCUCUGUGGCGAUGCUGACUGGAGCCACUUUGAGGAGAAUACCCCCUUCAAAACACAGCUGAUUCCCCAGACGUCGAAGAAAAGUGAAAGCUUCAUCCCUGACCGGUUGAAAAGCUCCCAAACCACUGCCCGGGUCUGGGGAAAAGGCACAAGCGCAGUCUCUACUUCUGCCUCUCAGAAAGAAUCAAUAAACAAUGUGGAGAUGCAGUCACCUCCUGAGCAUCAAUAUAAAAAGGACUACUUGCUACCUAAUAAGACAAGAGAAUUUGCCUCAUCGCAAGAUAUUGAUUCAUAUGUUCAUGAGAUUAUAGAAUAUCAGAAGAAAAAUACAAACAAAAUUAAAACCUUAAGGAAAUUGAUUAGGGGGAAUCAUCCUCAAAGAAUACGCAGAGGAUACUCAGAAAAGUGUUGCCUUAAAGGAUGUACAAAAGAAGAACUUAUCGUUGCAUGCCUUCCAUAUAUUGAUUAUAAAAACUUAAAGAAAGGAGCAUCAGUUGUGACUGAAAUACACUAAACAUCAUAGGAAUUAUACUAACUUAAUAAAAGCUUAAUAUGUUUAUUUUAUUAUUUAUUUAUUUAGUUUUGGUAGUUGUCCUUGUAGGUUCUCUGCUGUGAACACCUGAAUGUACUUGCAAGCAUUUGACAAUAUAUUAUGCUGAUAAAGGAAUCUUAGUUUUUUCUUUGUUGACCCCUAUUUUUCAUAAUUUUUAUAUUUGAAGAUGUUACUAGAGAUGGCAAGAUCCAUGUAAACAUCUAAGGAUUAUCUGUUCUUGUCAUUUCGGUUGAAAUUCUGU